AUGAGGAAAACAUCGUCCCGUUUAAGAGGUGAAAAGGACCGUAUUGCCACUGGAGACAGAAGAGUAAAGAGACUCUGUAGAAGAAGCGCAACAAGUCUCUCAUCAUCUUCGUCGUCUCCUAUUUUUGCAAUCCUCUCGAUUUCGCUAAGGAAGAGGAAUUGGUUUUUGGUGAGACUGAUCGAUCUAGGAAAAAUGGGAGGAGGAGAGCAUGGGCAUGGAGGAGAAGGAGGCGAUUUCAGAGCCAAAGUAUGGAGUAUGUCAGGUGGGCCUUACUGUAGGCCCAAACAUUGGCGUCGGAACACCGCCAUGGCUAUGUUUGGCAUCUUCCUUGUCUGCAUCCCCAUCGCCAUGAAGUCUGCCGAGCUCGAGCAAAGGCCACACAUGCCUGUACGCCCAAUUCCGUCACAGAUGUGGUGCAAGAACUUUGGAACCAAGGACGAUUACGAAAAGGAGCAUUAA
Microthlaspi erraticum is the source of this 459-nucleotide messenger RNA. Lineage: Eukaryota; Viridiplantae; Streptophyta; Magnoliopsida; Brassicales; Brassicaceae. The record is from the annotation of a GenBank genome assembly.